AAUUACAAGUGGUUGCAGCGAUGCUUCUGUUUACGAUUGUCACCUAGCAACGGGUGAGUAAAAUUCAACCAAUCAGGUUAGGGCUCCCCGAUGAAUGACUCCGAGCUGGCCAAUUGAAAGUUUGGAAAGGACUAAAUCCCUCCCGUGCCGCGAUGAAUUGUGGGAAUAAAUCCUAAAAGCUACAACAAACAAUUUUUUAGCUGUUCUGACCACAAGUUAUUUUUAAAAGUCUGCGUAUCGCGUGGAAGUAAAAUGGAAAACGUGCAUUUAUCAGAGGAGGACGAAGAUCUUUAUUCGGGUUAUAACAACUUUAACCCAGCGUUUUACUCAGAGGAGCUGGAGAAUGAUGAAGGAUUCCAGCAGGCGCUCAGGACCAGCCAUGGAAGAAGACCUCUGAUGACUGCACAGUUACCAGGUACUGCCAUUGGAGGUCGACCUUUAGCUUCAUCUUUUGGAUCUCGGGUCCCUUUGGCCUCGUCAGCGGGCAGACCUGUGACUGGAGCUGUGCAGGAUGGAGCUCCUCGUCCGAUGACCUCCAUCAGAGCUGCAGGUUACUCUUCCACCAUGAUGCGGGGUUCAACAUUUGACGCUCUGGGCCAGCACAGGGGUCCUGCUCCUCCUCUUGAAGAAAAGAACGAGGACACGCCAGAAGAGAAGAUCAAGAUCCUGGAGAAAAGAGUCAACGAUCUGAUCGAGGAGAGUUGUAUGGCUCACAGCAAUGGAGCCUCACAGUUGGCUCUGGAGAAGGCCAAAGAGGCGAGGAGAAAGGAGCAGGCGCUCGUCAGGCAGAGGGAGCAGUCUGGUACUGCGGACCAUAUGAAUUUAGACCUCACCUACUCUGUUUUGCUCAACCUUGCAAACCAAUAUGAAAACAACGAAAUGUACCCAGAAGCCCUGAACACCUAUCAGGUCAUCGUGAAGAACAAGAUGUUCAAUAAUCCAGGCCUUCUGAAAGUCAACAUGGCCAACAUUUACUUCAAGCAGAAGAACUACCCGAAAGCUAUCAAGUUCUACCGCAUGGCAUUUGAUCAGAUCUUCAACGCUCCCAAAGAAAUGAGGAUCAAGAUCAUGCAGAACAUCGGGGUGGUGUUUGUGCGCAUGGGCCAGUAUUCGGAUGCCGCCAUGUCCUUUGAGCACAUCAUGAGAGAGAGUCCCAACAUCAAGACGGGCUUCAACCUUACGCUGUGCAACUACGCCACUGGAGACAGGGAGAGGAUGAAGAAGGCCUUCCAGAAGCUCAUCUCUGUCCCUCUGGGAAUAGACGACGAGGACAAAUACAUUCCAGCCACUGAUGACACCAACACUAAUAUGGUCAUUGAUGCCAUCAAGAAUGAUAAGCUUUACCAGAUGGAAAGAGACGUAAAAGCCCAGGCGGAGAAGUACAUCAUGACAGCAGCAAAGCUCAUCGCCCCGGCAAUUGAGACCUCUUUUGCCAGUGGAUUUGACUGGUGUGUGGACAUGAUGAAGGCUUCCCAGUACAUCGAACUCGCCAACGAUCUAGAGAUUAACAAAGCCAUCACAUACCUCAGACAGAAGGACUUCAACCAGGCAGUGGAAACACUAAAGACUUUUGAGAAGAAGGACAGCAGAGUGAAGAGCGCUGCAGCCACAAAUCUCUCCUUCAUCUAUUUCCUGGAGAAAGAUUACGAACAGGCUGACCGAUAUGCAGAUCUAGCUAUGAACGCUAACCGCUACAACCCUGCUGCUCUCAUCAACAAAGGCAACACAGUGUUUAUCAAACAGGAUUAUGAAAAGGCUGCAGAGUUCUUCAAAGAAGCCCUGAAGAAUGAUUCCUCCUGCACUGAAGGCCUCUAUAACCUGGGUUUGACCUAUAAGAGACUGAACCGCCUGCAAGACGCCCUGGACUGCUUCCUGAAGCUUAAUGCCAUUCUGAGGAACAGCGCCCAAGUCAUGCAUCAAAUAGCUGACCUCUAUGACCAGAUGGAUGAUCCUCACCAGGCGAUUGAGUGGCUGAUGCAGGUCAUCAGUGUGACUCCCACUGAUCCACAUGUUCUUGCAAAACUGGGAAAGCUGCACAACAAUGAGGGAGAGAAGUCCCAGGCUCUACACUAUUACAGUGAGUCUUUCAGGUACUUUCCCUCAAACAUCAACGUGAUCACAUGGUUGGGUGCUUACUACAUCGAAGCAAAGUUCUGUGAGAACGCCAUUCAGUAUUUUGAAAGAGCAACUCUUAUACA
Oryzias melastigma (Indian medaka) is the source of this 2198-nucleotide messenger RNA. It is a transcript of the gene ift88, whose product is annotated as intraflagellar transport 88 homolog. Gene Ontology annotation, molecular function: kinesin binding. The record is from RefSeq and is a predicted model, not a curated record. Gene Ontology annotation, cellular component: ciliary base; ciliary basal body; non-motile cilium. Gene Ontology annotation, biological process: intraciliary transport; inner ear receptor cell stereocilium organization; non-motile cilium assembly. NCBI's taxonomy places the organism in Eukaryota, Metazoa, Chordata, Actinopteri, Beloniformes, Adrianichthyidae.